ACGGCUCGGUCGGUCUGUCGUUCGCUGGCGGCCUAAAACGUUGGCGCGCCACGGAAGCCUGGUGUUCAAGCGAAGUGAAGGCUUAAAUGGCCUGUAAUCAUAUAUCUACCGAAUUGAGCGAUUUCACGCUGUGAUACUUUCGGAAGUGGUUGACGCUGGAGAGAAGGAUGUUGGAAAAAGUAUAAGAGGAUUUUCUUCUACGCAAGGAUAACAUCCAGUAUUGAUAACGAAUCUGCUGGUGAAUAGUGCAUGAAGUGAAGUGAUGCUUUAUCAGCUCUCCGUCAAUAUGUUAUGGCAUUACGUGCUCAAAGAAAUGAAGAUUGAAUAGAGGAUAUUAACUUGUUGAUUGAUUUUUCGCUUCGUAUCUGAUUCCAUCGUUGAAAACUUGAUAAGAUCUACUGAAGAUUUGCGUACGCCUACGCCUAUGCCUCGACCAAACUUGUCAUCGACCCGCUUCGUUAAUUGUCUCAAAGGAUUGAGCUAGAAGUGCUUUAUCAGAAUUUGAUGUCGUCCGAGUGCUGCCGUUGAUCUUAAUUCAUUUUCACGACUGCAGUGGAUAGAAAUGUGUAUCCAAAGAUAAGAAGCCAGUGAAAAAUCCGAGCACAAGUGUGUUUGUGCGAUGAAUUGAAUUUUUCUCUGCAGUUGCUCGAAAUCUGUAGUUGACAAGUGCUUCAUAAUGGUGGUAAUUGGCACAUUCAGUGGAUGCAUUGUCAUGUCGGUGAAAUUAAAUGAUUUUUGUGGCCAUGGGUGCGAAUCGAUAGAAAUGUGUUUAUAAAGUGAAUAAUUGAAAGGUGGAGACAGGCGUAAUUAAAUUAACCGUUACUGACCCUUCCACUAGGGAGGCUGCUUCGGAGAAUAUCAACCGAAGCGGUGCCUUUGGAAGGAGAUAAACGAAAGCGGUGAUAUUUAUGGAGUGAAAACCAAAACCAAGUGAAAACAUUCUCAGAAAUUAUGAUGUGUGUUGUGGGAAUACCUUGGAAAUGCACAAAAGAUAAGACUUAUUCGGAUGUAUACGGUCGGAAAAUGGAAGAAUGAAGAUUUCGAAUUUUAUCGCCAGGGGAGAAGCAAUUUUUCGUUCGUUGGAGCCACACGGAAGAAAGAAAAACAAAGCCACAAGAUUCUCGCACCACCAAACGAUUGCUUUCGUUGGGAUGCAAAUCCGAGGCAUUUGAGUCUGCGAGUGAUGGUGGUAGCGGAACAAAAUUAAAACGCUAGGGCUAGGGCAGAAGUUUAAAUGCAUGGAUGGCGGAAAGUGCCGAAGUGAAAGUGGAGUGAAUGAAUGCAAUGAAAGAAAAUUGUAUCGCGUUGUGGUGCUUUCUCCGGACCGCGCUGUGUCUAAAGUGGGUGACUGUGUACGCCUCUUUGUGAGGCAGAGAGUGAUUUAAAUUGUUUCUAGAUUGUGAUCCUUCAUAAGUCCUUUCCACUUCUCCCCGAAAAAGCGAAAUGCAGUAUAAUGCAAAGUGACACAUUGUGUGGAAUAAAGUGAUGCUAGAUCCACGCUGGGAUGGGUGCUUUCCGGUUACGCAUUCAUGCUAAAACUUUGAUGAAAAAGGUGAAGUGAAGUAGGACCCAGCCACCCUGACAGUAUAAUUCAAUUCGUUGCUGUUUGAGAAUAAGUGCGAUAAUUGAAACGGCAACAUCGCUGAAUUGGACAAAAAGGCGAGCACUGGGAAAAAAAAUGAAUGUCAGAAGCUAUUAUAGUGUUAUGAAAAAGCAUCCAAAAAUGUUCUCCCGCACAACAAUGUUUGCGAAGAAGCUAGACUCGUCUUCCGUGACAACGUGUUUGUACCGAGUACUGUUUACUGCGUGUGAUAUCAAAGAAAAGUGUCAACUCAUUGGGAAGCACUCACUGUAAACAAGAACAAAUAUCCUAAACCAAAGAAAAAUAUCCACGUCCAGAGUGCUUCUGUCCUCCUGUCUCGAGGAUGACGCCCAACAGCGGUUAUGGCACUACCGGUGCCACUCUGGCACAUUGGCCAAACGCCACGACAGCAGUUCUCAUCACACUCUACACUACCUUGGCAACAGUUAGCUCUCCAGGGGUGAAUCUGCCGUUUCCCACGCCCUCGGACCGGGCCUGGUUGCCACUGCUGAACUACACACUGGGCGAUGCAAAUUUCACCAGUGUCGGCAACCACGGUUCGCUCAACGAGUCAUCCCAGCCGCUGCACCCUUGCGAUCCCAGCAAUGUUGACUUCCAAUGCACCGUCCAGGAGUUUCUGGAGUACGCCCGUGGUCCGCAGCAGAUGCCACUAACGACCGCUCUUCUUGUAACGGUGCUGUUCGUGGGGAUCCUCGUCACCGGAGUGAUCGGAAAUUUAAUUGUGUGCCUGGUGAUUAUUCGUCACCCAUCGAUGCGCACCGCCACCAAUUAUUACCUGUUCAGCCUGGCUGUCUCCGAUCUCAUCCUCCUGCUGUUGGGCCUUCCGUACGAAAUCAGUCUCUACUGGCACCAGUAUCCGUACAACUUAGGGCUGGUGUUCUGCAAGAUUCGGGCGCUAGUUUCGGAAGCCUCCACGUACGUGUCGGUGCUGACAAUUGUGGCAUUCUCGAUGGAGCGGUUUCUGGCCAUCUGUCAUCCACUGCAUCUCUACACGAUGUCCGGGCUGCAACGCCCCGUUCGGAUUAUCGCCGGGCUCUGGGUCGUAAGCAUCUUCAGCGCAGUGCCUUUCGCCGUGUUCACCGAUAUCGAUUACCUCGAAUAUCCCCCCACCCAUGAGAAAAUUAUGGAUUCCGCCUUCUGUGCGAUGCUGAGCAAUCCGGAGGGAAUCCCCCUAUGGGAGCUUUCGACGUGUCUAUUCUUCGCCGCUCCGAUGGUUGUGAUGAUAGUGCUGUACGGCAGGAUGGGCAUGCAGAUCCGCUCCCGAACGCAGAGGACAGCCGAACUCGGCGUUCGGAACGACUCGGUAAAUGGUCCAUCACGGAUAUCCCAAUCACGAAAGGCCAUUAUUCGCAUGCUCGCUGCUGUUGUGAUAACGUUCUUCGUCUGCUGGGCACCGUUCCACGCCCAAAGGCUGCUCUUUUUGUAUGCCCGGAAUUGGCAGCACUUCAACACGGUGAACACCUGGCUGUUCUCAGUCGCCGGAUGGCUGUACUACGUGUCGUGCACCAUCAAUCCGAUUCUUUACAACGUGAUGUCACAUCGGUAUCGUGUGGCGUUCCGGGAAACCCUCUGCGGCCGGCGACGAGGCCACGGAUCUGGGUUUGCAAGAGAUCAAUCGAGCUUCCGCGAGACCACGAUGGAUGUCAACGUGGGCUGUGAGACGUCAAGGCUGCUGCGGGCACGAUCAAUGAUGCAAUCCAAGCGGUCCCUCUGCAAGGGCAAUUUACAUCCGAAUAAUAGUGUCCGCUAUGACAACUGCAUCAGACGGAACUCCUUGCAGAUUGGUCACUUUGUGCCAGGAGGGCGCGGAUCUCAUUCAGCCAACACGACCGCUGAAAUGGUCGUAAUGCUGAAAAACAAUCUGAGCGGAAGAUCCCGUUGUUAUACGACGUCAGCCUCGACGCUAGUCUCAACAAUGGUAUCCACGACGUCAACAACGACAUCAGCCGCCAACGACGGUAUCAUCAAGAUUCCCCUGAUAAGCAUCAACGGAGGCAGCAGUUGUCUGGCAAAUAAUGUCACCCAGUUCCCGCCCAACAACAACAACGGAUGUGGUGUCAUGGAAAACAACAUUUCCACCGCAUCGACCCCGCUGGUCUCGUCAAGGGCGUCAUCCAGCUAUUCCAUAAAUUUAAGUCAAACGCACAAAUCCCCACAAGAGCACAACGAAUCUCCAACCAUCGAUGAUGCGGAAAGUAAUUUUCCUCAUCGGCAGCAUCCAAAUCAACAAUUAAUUAACGGCGCCGAAAGUGAGGAGUGCGACAGUCAGAGUGAUCUGAAACACGAGACCACCAUUUAACAGCCGAACGUCGUAUGCUUUAAUCAUCGCGACCACCAACUCAAAACAUAUUCGAGCUCAACGAAGCACGGUGAUUGGCAACAGGUAGACAACCCUAUUCAAUCGAACUACCACGAGCCAGACAUGGUUGUAUGAAUAAUGGAGAGACUUUCAGACGCGUAUUGACCACAAACAGUAGUUAUUUGUAUAUAAUAGAAUCUCGUUAGGAUAGAUUAUUACAAUUUUACGCAUCGUAAAGCUGGACAGCAGUACCUACAAAAAAAAAGCGAAUGUGAACGAGAGUAAGAACAAACAAAACUGCAAUUACGUACCUCUUGUAUAAAGUUCACCCUAUAGCUUUAAGCGGAUGUUGAAUUGAUCCAUCGCUGUCAUUAUUUUUCCCGGAAUCGGACAUCCAUCAUGCUAAUGUUGGUCCGCGAUACGGACACGGAACACUUUGAGUGAGUAAUAUUGGCUAUCGUGGACGAAUUUAUCCCACAAAAACGGAGCUUCGGGCAGCAUCAUGGAAAUGAGCUAUUGUUUUCGAUAUUUCAGUUUAUGGUGUAUUUUUUGACACGACAUUUGCUUUACUAGU
Molecule: messenger RNA, 4476 nt
Organism: Toxorhynchites rutilus septentrionalis
Lineage: Eukaryota; Metazoa; Arthropoda; Insecta; Diptera; Culicidae
Product: neuropeptides capa receptor
Exons: 12
Coding region: 1926-3902 (658 amino acids)
Biological process (GO): neuropeptide signaling pathway
Cellular component (GO): plasma membrane
Molecular function (GO): neuromedin U receptor activity
Source: RefSeq, a predicted model, not a curated record